AUGUCUGCUCUUUUCAAUUUUUCCUCAUUAUUGCAGGUUAUAUUACUAUUGAUUUGUUCAAGUACUUAUAUUCAUUCACAAUGGCCUUCGCUAUUUGAUAGGUAUAAGGAUACUGGUGUGUUAUCUACUUUUUGGAAACUUUCACGUAUAGGUGAAAGGGCAUCUCCAUAUGUCAGUAUUGCAUGCAUUAUUAUGGCUGUCAACCAAUUCAACAGCUAA
Tetrapisispora phaffii CBS 4417 is the source of this 219-nucleotide messenger RNA. RefSeq names its product Ksh1p (gene KSH1). The transcript has a single exon. Bases 1 to 219 code for a protein of 72 amino acids. Gene Ontology annotation, biological process: protein secretion; intracellular transport. Lineage: Eukaryota; Fungi; Ascomycota; Saccharomycetes; Saccharomycetales; Saccharomycetaceae. The record is from RefSeq and is a predicted model, not a curated record.